Molecule: messenger RNA, 1993 nt
Organism: Ziziphus jujuba (common jujube)
Lineage: Eukaryota; Viridiplantae; Streptophyta; Magnoliopsida; Rosales; Rhamnaceae
Product: pre-mRNA splicing factor SR-like 1
Exons: 5
Coding region: 308-1660 (450 amino acids)
Cellular component (GO): precatalytic spliceosome
Source: RefSeq, a predicted model, not a curated record
GAUGUACAUCUCCUCCCUCCACGGCCUGAACUGGAAAGCAAGAAAAAUCGAAAUAUCCAAACGACACAUACAGAGCCUCAAAACGCAACUACGAAGCGGCGUUUCUUGCUAGGGUUUUGGUUCUCUCUCGUCCUUCUUCGUUCCCAUCCCAAUUUCUUCCCUUCUCUCCUUUGAACCUCCAUUGAUUCUCUUGCAGUCUCUGUUCCCAAUUGGAAUGGGAUUGUGACACUUUCAUUGCGCUUUUCUGGUAAUUGCACAAUUUUUUUAGUCUGUGAUUGUGGGUCUGCAUAAUAUUUCAUGACCCAUUAUGGAGAUACAGACUUGUGGAAAACCUAUUGACUCAUUGCUAGAAAAGGUCCUUUGUAUGAACAUUCUAUCUUCUGACUACUUCAAAGAGCUUUACCGUUUGAAGACAUACCAUGAGGUUGUAGAUGAGAUUUACAAUCAGGUCGAUCACGUCGAGCCAUGGAUGACUGGAAAUUGUCGCGGUCCUUCAACUGCAUUCUGUCUCCUUUACAAGUUUUUCACUAUGAAACUGACUGUCAAACAAAUGCACGGGCUAUUGAAGCACCCAGAUUCUCCAUACAUAAGAGCCAUUGGAUUCCUGUACUUGAGAUAUGCUGCAGAUCCAAAGACUCUGUGGAAUUGGUUUGAACCAUAUGUAAAGGAUGAAGAGGAAUUUUCUCCUGGAUCAAGUGGACGAAUGACCACAAUGGGUGUAUAUGUGCGUGACUUGCUUCUUGGACAGUAUUACUUUGAUACCCUUUUCCCACGCAUCCCUGUACCUGUAAUGCGCCAAAUUGUAGCUAAUCUGGAGAAGAUGAAGCUCCCUUCCAAGCAUAUGGGUGUGACGGGGGAAACUACACGACAUGGAUCCGAUGAUACUGCCCGUCGACCCCCUUCUGUGAAAGCUGCUCUUUCUGUUUCUUUUGGUCAGCGUGCUCCUCAUCGUGCCUCCACGAGGGACUCUUCACCUGUUCGUCGUACCGUACCGCCACCACCACCACCACCUUACGACAGAUCCAGCAAUGAUGAUGUACGAAACCGUCGCAGUCAGAGCCGUGAAUAUUCCGAAAGAGAAUAUGCAGACAGGGAUAAGGAAAGGGAUCGAGAUAGAGACAGGGACAGGGACAGGGAGAGGGACCGAGAUCGAUAUGAUCGUGACAGAGACAGAGACAGAGAUAGGGAUAGAGAAAGGUACAGGGAGAGGGAGCGAGAUCGAGACAGAGACAGAGAUAGGGAUAGAGAGAGGGACAGAGACAGAGACAGAGACAGAGUCAGGGACAGGGAAAGAGAGCGGGAGAGGGAUAGAGAACGUAGUUAUGAUCGUGAUCGUGGUUCCAAAUAUGCAGAGAGGGAAAGCCGGAGAGACUAUGAGAAGAGUAGUCGUGAUGAUGGUAGGCAUUAUCGCAGUAGGAGCAGGAGCCGCAGUAGGAGCCGGAGCUGCAGUCACAGUUUGCAAGCUGGCCUCGCACAUCAUUCAAGCCCACCAAAAGAUGUUAACAAUGAAAGGACUUCGGCAUCUAGUAAUCUAGCAAAACUUAGGGACCUCUAUGGUGAUGUAGCUAACCCAAAAGGGGAUUCUAGUGGAAAUAGGAUGCCCAGGAGCGAUAAUGGGGGUGAAGAGGUGAUUAGACUUGGUGGUUCUAGUUGGAAAUAGUCAAAGAGAGGGUUUGGGCCUUUUUUUUUUUUUUUUUUUUUUUUUUGUUUCUUGGAUGUGUCCAUUGGUCUUCUGCAAGGAUGGCAAAGUGUUUGGACCGGAAUCCAUACGUCUCAUUGAAUAUUUGCCCAUUGCUUACUCAUUCUGAAAUAUGACAUAGCCAUUGAUGAAGAAUAUCCUGUUACACUAUUGCAUGUAUAUUAGAUGUUUUUCAGUACUAAAUUUUUGAAUUUUAUUCGGUGCAUAAUGAUUUCGCAGCUGUAUCAGAGAUGUUUGUAUUAUUAGGAGUCUACUGUUAAUGGAACGGUUCAAAAGUACCCUAACUUUGGAUUA